Messenger RNA from Folsomia candida, 1945 nucleotides. RefSeq lists its product as uncharacterized. Lineage: Eukaryota; Metazoa; Arthropoda; Collembola; Entomobryomorpha; Isotomidae. The record is from RefSeq and is a predicted model, not a curated record. Bases 480 to 1535 code for a protein of 351 amino acids. The transcript has 4 exons.
UUUUGUAGUCUACUUCUUAUGUAGAUACGAGAACAUACUCUUCCUUGUCUGGAUGAGCAAACACACGUGGACUUAUUUUAACCUCUUAACCAAGAAGUACAUAUUACACAUUGCUUAGUAUUUUAUUUUGACGACAAAACUCCCAAAUUUGUGUACUCUAUAAAUUACACUGACUCCCAAAUUUAUAAACAAAAGAGAGCAUAUUUCUUUGAUAUUUUGUGGAGAACGUGAUGCUAAAAAGUGAAAUUUUUCGAUGUUUUCCCUAUCCCGAAUAAUGUUAAAAAGUGGAUUUUUCGUGUUUUUUACCCCUUAACGUGGGUGUGACGGACGAAACUAAGGUGGCCAUCGAAUUAAUACACCACUUAUAUAUUCUUGCUCACACAUGGGAUAUAUAACGUGUCCAAAUUACAUCAAAAUCGUGACAAGUAGUGAAGCUCUGCUCCUCAGUGAAAUACCAUCUUCCACCAAUUUCGCCCACAAUGGGAUCGACCAGUUCCACGUCCACCACCUCCACUAAAGCUUCCGGCAAACCAACUCUUGUCAUGGAUUCGCAAAAUUUUUUGCCACCCGAUACGUCCAAAUCUUCACUAUCGGAAAUCAACGUGCAGCUAAAGUCUCAUGUUCCAAUAAUUGUGAAAUUUCGACGGUCCGGUGGAUCGAUUUGGAUCCAGACAGAAAAUACCCCCACCACAAUGCCACGUGCUCCGCCCCCGCCAAAAAUAUCCAAAAUGCCCUCGCUCCCGCCAAAAAUAUCACUGGAAACACCCCGCUUCCAAAAUGCGAAGCAGCUCGUCGACCUGAUUCAAACUUGUCGGAUAUGUGACAAGAGUUUCCGCUCCCGCCGCGAUGGGGUUGACCAUCAAAGAAAGGAACACAACUUAAGACAUUGUCCGGUCUGUUUCGACACCAUUUCCCGCCAAGGAAUCGACUUCAAAGAGCACCUUAAAAUGUACCACGUGCUCGAAGAGGACAAGGAGUUGCUGUCGUGUCCCUUCUGCUUGGCAGAACAGAAUUGUGAAGGGCUGUACCGCCACAUCAGCUGGAGUCACCUGAUUCCCGUCGAGGUCAAUAUCGCUAAUCGUGAAGCUACUUACCCCGUUAUGUCAACGCCACACGGUAAUGAACACCACGUGAGCACGUGGGAAGGGAGUGGACCAUCCCAAAAUCAUCCGAAAUUCCUGCCAAAUCAAACGUCCCCGCCCAAUCCUGCAUAUCGCAAACCAGGCCCGGCAUCAAAAACAGGCCGGAUUUUCAACCAGGGGACGAGUUUGAUGUCGUUUGAUGAUUUGUCGCCAUCAUCAAGUCUGCAAGAAAGCUCCAGCUACCGCCCAGAAGAAUUGAGGCCUUCACAAAUUUCGAAACUUAGUCAAAUCUAUCAGGAGUUGCAGUGUUACCCGGAAAAAAACCUGAUCUCCAGCACGGCCGACCAGUUUGAAGUUACAUUUGCCGUGGUAGCGAAAUGGUUCACAAAGAAGCACAUGGACCAAUGUCAGCGUACCCAGUGGAACAAACGACGACAGUCAGAACCAAAAUAAUUGCUAAAAAAUUAUAUGUACAUAUGUACCAAGCCAUAAACGCUGUCUAAUGCAAAAUCACUAGAUAUAUGUAUGUAUGGGUACAAACUCAAUCUGAGAUUUUCAUGCAAUAAAUACGCUAUCUAACCUGAUUGACAUGUGGACAUCACAGUCACAAAACAUAUGCACAUAUGUACUUCGAACUUGAACAAAGAAGUCUUUGAAGUAAUUACUUCAAAAUUUUGAAGUCAUUAGUUGACUGACUUGCGUAAUACCUAAAUAAUACAAUUCUCAAGGACUUAUUUUAUUCAUGAGUAAAGAAAGCAAACUUUUCUUUCACUCUUGUUUUGCGAUAAUCUUGCUUGUUAGUGGUAUCCUCUCCGAGGAAGUUUGUGUAUAAAUAUUCUUGUAAUAAAAAAUGUAUGUAUUUA